Lagopus muta (rock ptarmigan) is the source of this 2182-nucleotide messenger RNA. RefSeq names its product biogenesis of lysosome-related organelles complex 1 subunit 3-like. Bases 152 to 655 code for a protein of 167 amino acids. NCBI's taxonomy places the organism in Eukaryota, Metazoa, Chordata, Aves, Galliformes, Phasianidae. The record is from RefSeq and is a predicted model, not a curated record. The transcript has a single exon.
GGAGCUGCGGGUGCCGGGACGCGUUCUGGGGGCCCGUGGGGCUGGGAAGGGGGUGGGGAAGCGGGGGUCUCGCGAGGCCGGGGCGGCGCGGGCCUGUUAUGCGGGGUAUUGCCCUGGGACUCGGGAGAAGGGGCGGCGGUCUCCGUGCCUGAUGGGGCCGUUCUUCCCCCGACUUCCCCUCCUCCCUUUUGUUCCCCGCUCGCAGACCGUGGCCGCCCCUUUUUCCUCCACGCUGGUGCCGGGCGAGGCCUCGGAGAGCGACUUGGAGCCGGAACCGGGGGGGAGCGCGGCCGGGCCCCCCGCAGCGGGGCUGAAGGUUCCGGGGGAGGCGUCGGAGACUGAGGAGGAGGAGGAGGAAAAGGACCGUGCGGCCCGAGUGCCGCUGCCAGGGGUGCCCCGGGGGGGCCCCUCAUUACUGCAGCGGCGGCUGGGGGCGGGCGAGGGGCGACUGCGGAGCACGAUGGCUGAGGCACUGGGACGCGGUUUCAGUGGGGCUGCGCGGCUGCUGGAAGGCCUGGGGGGGCCCCUGGGCCGAGCCCGAGCUGGGGCAGCUGCCACCGCGCACUGCCUGUGCCUGGUGCACCGUGACCUGCGCGCCGUGGCUGCCACCGUCGCCGCCUGCCGCCUGCUGCCCGACUUCCGCGGGGAGCCGUGAGGGUGGGAACGCCAGUGGGCGGUGUUGGCAGCCGCGGGGAGCUCCUGGCGUCGUUGCAGUGUCGCUGUCGCUGACCUCCAGUGCUGUGUCCGGCGGACUUGGGGGUUGUGGUUGUCACUGAUGGCGUUCUUGCUGUUGCUGCGUUUCCAGUGCUGUGUCCCCUUGAGCUGCUGCUCCCAUCAACAGCACUGCCACUGAUCGCUCAGUGUCUCAGCGGUGUCACCUGGCCUGUGGGGACCUUGGCCUCACAGGGACGUUGUCACCAAAUGGAAGCUCCUGACAAUUGCGUGGUCCGGAAUUCUGUGGUUUUGCCCUAUUUAGGGGGUCUGAGGUUUGUGGCACCAAAUAAAGCCCUUCGGGGGCACAGCUGCAGCAAGGACACGACUUUCACUAGGCGGGUGGCAGCGUGUUCACCCGUGGCACUGUUGUCCCAGUGGUCUGAGCAAGGUCCCUUUUGUUGCCCCUCGUGUCCCCACGUUGUGGUUGUGUCCUGCCGUACAAAUGUCUCCAGCACCUGGCCACUGUCCCCGAGCUGUGGCUACAUCCUGUCACCCUAAGUGCCUCUUGGCCAUGUCCACAGCCCGCUGCUACCUCUGUGUGCCCCUCGGAGAACAUUAGCCAGGGACAGGGAGCAGCACGUGUGAUACUCCACCAUGGAGCCACGUGGGUCCAUCAGACUGCACCCUGCCUGGGCUACCACCCCCUAUGGGACACCAGGGUUACACCCUGGGCGCUGGUGGGCUUGUGGCACCAAAAUGCCUGGGGCCUGGCGAGGGUCCUGGAGGCUCCCGGUGUCUCCAGGAGAGUCCCCAGUACCCCCGGGACUGACGUGAGGGGUGGUGGAAAACCAGGAUGGAGGUUCCCUUUCCCCAUUCCCGUGUGUUGCGGCAAAGGGGAGAGGUUUUGUGAAGGGCACGGUGGUAUUGGAUUCCUUUCAUAAAGAUUCUGGACCUUGGUUCCCUGCCCGUAUCCAAAUUCGAAUGAAAAACAGUAUUAAAAAUUCCUCUUUUGAGGAAGAACCUCUGAGCACUUGUAACUGGCAGUGCUUUGAUAUUGUAGAUAACCCGUUCCACAAGGAGUGCUGGGUGAUGCUGACUGAUAGCAUCAGUUGUGAGCAUGCUCUAUAGAAAGGUUCCCGCUGUGGGGGUGAGGAAACAAAAUGUGGUGAUUCAAUCCUGCGGGGUUAUUAUGGGGUUACUAGAGUCUAGGAUUCUAGAGUCGGAGGAUUGUAUGAGGACGCUACGAGGUUACUAGCUCCUGUGAGCGUAAGUUCUGUUAAUUCAGGUCCUGUGAUUGUUUCCCAAUUCCAGAUUCUUUGACUCUGUGAUGAUUUUGGGCUUCAGAUGUGUGGUGAUUCCAGUUCCUCGCUAAGAGUAUAGACUCCCAGAUUUGUAGCUACGCGGGACGAUGCAUUUCCAUAUCCACCCCUGUGCGUAGCGUGUGGCACAGUUCUGAGUGCCUGACACAAACCCAAGCAAAAUCAAUUUCUGUUGGUUAUUGAAAAAAUGAAUAAAUUCUUUGCUUUAG